UCAACCAGCCAGUCAUCUCGCAGCGCGACCGCGACACGUUAAAGCUCUGGUCUUUCGCGCCGGCAGUUAUCCGCAACUUAUUUCUUUGAUAUAUAUCGACGGAUAUGGGUGCACUCAGGCGUUACCUCGAUGUCGCCAUCUACAGAUGGAACGUGACGCUUGCGCUUUACAUGCUCGAACCCUUUGAGCGAGUUAUUGCGAAUAUCGUUAUCAUUUUGUUGCUUUUGAUGGUUGGAUUCAGUAUCUAUAAGUCUGGGGACUUGAUCAUGGAUCACCUUUAGAGAAGGGGUGGUGAGGGGGCUAUACACACGAGUUGAUUGGAAGGCGCGGUAGAGGUCCGCAGAAGCUUAAGACCUUCAGAUGCAGAGAAAGUAUUGAGGCCGGGUCGGGCGUUGGCCAUGGAGUCUUUGUUUGAGGUUUUGAGC
Saitoella complicata NRRL Y-17804 is the source of this 425-nucleotide messenger RNA. RefSeq lists its product as uncharacterized. Bases 105 to 281 code for a protein of 58 amino acids. The transcript has 2 exons. NCBI's taxonomy places the organism in Eukaryota, Fungi, Ascomycota, Saitoellomycetes, Saitoellales, Saitoellaceae. The record is from RefSeq and is a predicted model, not a curated record.